AUGUCGACAUUCACAUCAAGGACACCGAGUAGUACCUCGACCUUGAACCACCAUGAGGAACCCCACAAACAAGAGCCAGACCUUCAGGAGACACACAGGAACCCAACUAGAGAACAUAUUCCAAGCCACAUUGAUACAGAUCCGCUAGAUCUACCUUACCGUACACUCACCGAAGAUGCCGACAUGGCUGAAUACACGACCGAAACUGCCACUGGCACCUUAGCCCGCAAGGUGACAUCCAGAAAGACGGGCAAGACUGAAGACUACGAGCUUGUCACUUUCACGCCAGGCGACAUGGAAAAUCCGAAGAACUGGAGCAAGGCAUACAAAUGGUGGUGUACAAUGGUCGUCGCGCUGACCUGCUUCGCCGUCGCUUUCAAUAGUGCUGUGAUCACGGCCGACAUGAUUGGUGUUCGAGAGACCUUUGGGGUUAGCGAAGAGGUUGCUCUUCUCACCAUUACCGUUUUUGUUUUAGGGCAAGUAUGCCAGUCCCUGUUGCUUGUUCAAGAUGAACUAACCAUCAUUAGGUUUGGCGUAGGUCCGAUGGCAUUCGCACCCUUCAGUGAAACGUGGGGCCGUCGUCCUGUAUAUGCCAGCACUUUGUUGAUUGCUCUUGUUUUCAUCAUUCCCUGCGCUGUCGCUAAGAACAUCGGAACCUUGCUUGUCUGUCGCCUCAUCGACGGUAUCGCCUUCUCGGCUCCUAUGGUCUUGGUCGGUGGAACACUUGCCGAUCUCUGGAAAGCCGACGAGCGAGGUGUACCUAUGGCUGCCUUCAGCGCCGCACCUUUUGUCGGACCAGCCAUCGGGCCACUGGUUGGCGGUUUCACGUCUGACCACCUCGGUUGGCGAUGGUUGUACUGGUUGCAGCUCAUCUUGUCCGGAUUCGUCUACAUCCUUAUCGUUUUCACCGUGCCAGAGACAUACGCACCUAUCAUUCUGGCAAAACGCGCAAAGAAGUUGAGAAAUAUGACGGGCGACAGCAGGUUCGUCAGCGAGUCGGACCUCGACACCCGUCCGAUCAGUGAACGAAUGCGCGUCUUCAUUCUUCGACCCUUCCAGCUCUUGUUCUGCGAACUCAUCGUCUUCCUCAUUUCACUCUACAUGAGUGUCUUGUAUGGAAUCCUGUACAUGUUCUUCGUAGCAUUCGUCAUUGUCUACCAAGAAGGGAAAGGGUAUUCGGCCAGUACCACUGGUCUGAUGUUCAUUCCUCUGGCGAUUGGUGUGAUUGCGAGUGCCUUCCUAGCACCUCUGAUCAACAAGGACUAUGCAAGAAGAUCGAUAAAGUUCCAGGGCAAGCCGCCAGCAGAACAGCGUCUGAUUCCAAUGAUGUGCAGUUGUUGGCUCAUUGCCAUCGGCCUGUUCAUCUUUGCAUGGACAUCAUAUCCUCAUCUGCAUUGGAUUGGACCGGCGAUGGGUGGUUUCUGCAUUGGUUUCGGCUUCAUUCCCUGUUACAACAGCGCCAACAAUUACCUCGUCGAUACGUACCAACAUUCUGCUGCGUCCGCUCUUGCAGCAAAGACAUUCAUCCGAAGCUUUUGGGGCGCUGGCGUCGUGUUGUUCACAGAGCAGAUGUUCCACAGGCUCGGUUAUCAAUGGGCUGGAACUCUGAUGGCUUUCAUCGCGCUUGCUUGCUGUGCGAUUCCGUAUGGUUUCUACUUCUUCGGUGAACGCAUCAGAAGAUUCUCCAAGUAUGCGUACGCUGGGGACGAUGAGGAGAAUGCUGCUAUUCCAUCAAAGGAAACAGCGGCGCAUUAG
This is a messenger RNA of Aureobasidium uvarum, 1755 nucleotides long. The record is from the annotation of a GenBank genome assembly. Lineage: Eukaryota; Fungi; Ascomycota; Dothideomycetes; Dothideales; Saccotheciaceae.